Molecule: messenger RNA, 381 nt
Organism: Pelobates cultripes (western spadefoot toad)
Lineage: Eukaryota; Metazoa; Chordata; Amphibia; Anura; Pelobatidae
Source: the annotation of a GenBank genome assembly
AUGUUUCUCGGGCCAAACAGCAUUGGCCCAUACUGUCAAAAAAGAGCUUGCCCUUCGGCUGCGCCAAAACCAGCUCUUCCUUCACAUCACCCACAUGGUGGGGCUCAGCCAGAAAAGUUGCCUUUACAAAUGAGUUGGGACCCCAAGUCCCGUGAUCAGAAUGGGGAUCUUCUGCUUGCCACUCAUCAAGAAACGAUGGUGAUGGUGGGACCUCCUGCUCCUCGUCCGAGGAAGCCCCAUAAGUUGGAAAGUUUACGGGCCGUGUACGUUUUUCCUUCUUUAGAGGAGCUUUACCCUUAUUGGGUUUUGAUUUUUGACCCUUUGUCUAUCCAGUGGAGAGUGUGUGGCAGUAGGAGAGUGCCUGUGGAGUUGCAAGCGUAG